Messenger RNA from Pogonomyrmex barbatus (red harvester ant), 3186 nucleotides. RefSeq names its product tRNA (34-2'-O)-methyltransferase regulator WDR6. Gene Ontology annotation, biological process: tRNA methylation. The record is from RefSeq and is a predicted model, not a curated record. Gene Ontology annotation, cellular component: cytoplasm. Gene Ontology annotation, molecular function: protein binding. NCBI's taxonomy places the organism in Eukaryota, Metazoa, Arthropoda, Insecta, Hymenoptera, Formicidae.
UUUUAUCAUACGCGAAAUGGCAUCGUUAUUAUUAUGUACAGACGUUUUAGCUAUUCGAUGUGUAGAAGAUCUCGUAUUCGUAGGAAUGGGACCAAUUCUUCAUGUCUUUAGACAUUCUAAAUUAGAAUAUAAAUUGGAUUGCUUGUAUCCGAAUAAUAUACAUGGGAUUGUGGUAGGAACAAAUAAAAAAUUGGCUGUAUUUGGUGCCAAGUCUAUAUGUAUAUGUAAUAUUGUUGAAGAAGCAUAUGGAAUAAAAAUUGAAAAACAAAGCACUGAUCAAUUCAAUGAUUGGAUAAUUGCUAUAGAAUGGAUAUUGUUCAAGGAACGAAUGCAAUUGGCAAUUUUAUUUGCUCAUAAUUAUUUAUUUAUAUAUGAUAUAUUUCAUAAAACUUCACAAGUUAUAAGUUGUGAAAAAACAUGCAUACUCUAUGGUGGUUCUAUAUUAGAAACUUCUCAAGAGAAUUUAGUCAUUUUCAGUGGAACUGUGUUCCAAGAAAUUUUAAUAUGGGAAAUAGAUACUAAAUAUUAUAAUUCUAAUAAAAAUAUGCCAGUUUUGCAUCGUCUAACAGGACACAAGGGUGUUAUUUUUUCUGUUGUUUGUGACCCAUGUUUACAAUUUAUUUGUUCUACAUCUGACGAUAGAAGUGUCAGAUUCUGGAAAAUCAAACAUGAAAAUUCCAAAAGUAAUAUAAAUUGGAAGACAGUAAAACUAGUGCCAAUAAAAACAAUAUUUGUACAUACAGCAAGAGUUUGGAAAGCUAUAAUCAGAAAUGACAUUAUUUUGACAAUAGGAGAAGAUUCACUUAUAUGUACAUGGUCACCAUCAGGUAAUGUACUUAAUAAAGCCUAUUAUAGAGCACCUAUAUGGAGCAUUGAUAUGUCUAAAGACAACAUGAUAUAUGCGGGUGGAGGUGAUGGAUCUGUACAUAUACAACCUUUUGGAUCCUGCAAGAGACCAGAAACAACUAUUUUAUCUGGCAAUACAUGUGACUUUCCUCGAUACAUAUCUUAUUUGCACGAUGGCACAAUUUUGGUUUUUACUGAAUUGGGAACACUGCUACAUUAUGAUGAAGAAAUGAUGUAUAAGAGUACCAUAUAUUUAACAGAAAAUCGCUAUUAUAUUAUGCAAGUUUCUCCAAAUCGCUGUUUUGUUGCUUUAGCAUCUAGAGAAGGAUACAUAAUGAUAUGUAAAGAAUAUUUCGGAACUCUACGACAAUAUGAGAAAGGAAAAAUAAUGAACUCACAAAUCUUUUCUUUGCAAUGGUUGAGUGACAAUCAAUUAAUAGCAUGUGGAGCAAAUGGUCUUUUAAAAUUUUCUUUUAACAUAUAUUUAAUAUUAAGGUUUUAUGUAGGUGAACUUCAAAUGCUAGCACAAUAUAUAUUACCUCCCAGUCGAGAAUGUUGGUUAACCGCAGCUACAAUCUAUACUCCUAUGUCAAUGUUAAUAUGUGGAGAUAGAGUUGGGAAUGUUCAUGUAUAUAAAAUAUAUUGUAAUAUUAACAAAUAUAUUGAUAAAAAUCUUGAAAAACCUAUUCAAACACUUAGUAAAGUUCAUGGUAAAAUGGGAGUUCAGUCGUUUAGUGUAUUUAGAGAAAAUUUAAUUACGUCUGGGCGUGAUGGAAUAUUGAGAUUUUAUCAAGUGCGUGAAGAAACAAAACCCUUAUUAAUGUUGCACAAAAAGAAGAUGCCAAUGGACUGGAUUAGUAGAAUAUUAGAAGUGAAAAUGAAAAAAGUCGGCGAAAUAAAAGAGGAUAAGAAUGUUUUUAUAUUUGGUUUUAAAGAGGUGGAAUUUAUAAUAUAUAAUUUAUUGAACGAGACCAUAGUAGUCAGAAUUCCUUGCGGUGGCGGUCAUAGAUCGUGGGACUGUAUAAUAUCACAUACAAAAGCAAAUUUUGCUUAUCUAAAAAAUAAGCAGAUUCAUAUAUGUGAUUUGUCUUCUUCUGUUUUGUUUUCAUAUCCUACUUUACAGAAUGGUUUUCACGUGAAAGAAACAUGUUGCUUGCGAUACAUAUCAAACUUUUGUCAGAAAGAUAUUUUCAUAUCUGGUGGUGAAGAUUGUACUCUUCGCAUCAGUAGUUUUUUUAAAAAUGAAGAUAAUUUUUACACCUUCAAGAAUUUAGGAAUUUUUGAUGGCCAUCUUUCAGGCAUAAAAUGUAUAAGCGUUAUUGAAUUACACAAGUUUACGUUCAAAUACCUAGUCUUUUCUGGUGGGGGGAGAGCACAGUUAAAAGUUUGGGGGAUAAAUUUUGGAUAUGGUCAGUCAGAAACGAAAAAAGUACAGCUAAAUAUAUGGUGUUCUGAUAUGAAUUCUCAUAUGCUUUAUGAUCAAAAUCAAUAUUGUAAAAAACCUUGGCAGGAAGGUAAACAAUCUUGUAAAGUAGAACCAGAAACACGUUACAUGAACAUUAAUACAUAUUAUUCUUCUGACCAAUUAAAUUAUGUAUUAGUCUUCAUAGGUUGUGGAGAUGGAUAUUUAAGAUUACUUGUGUAUGAUAUUGUAACUAGUAAUAUAUAUUUAAAAGUAUCUACUAAAUAUAUAGAUCGUUGCAUCUUAAAGAUGCAUAUAUUAUCACACAAAUGCAAAAUUAUUAUAUUAACGAUGACUACUGAUGGAAAAUUACGUUUUUUCGAUUUCACUGACAUAAUCUCAAGAAUAUACAAGGAUGCAAAUUCUGGAAACCAAAAUAUUAUAGAUUUUAAUGAUGUUCCGUUAGCAGAAUUUAGUUUGCAUCAAUCUGGAAUUAAUUCUUUUGAUUUAAAACAUAUACGUGAGGACGAAUAUCUCUUGACUACUGGUGGCGAUGACAAUCUUCUCAAUAUUGUCUGUUUUCAAAUUUAUGUAUCAGAAAAUAAUAAGUUAUCUGCUAAAAUAUUAUCUAAAUGGAGCACAACAUCUGCACAUUCCACACAAAUCACAGGUGUGAAAUUUAAAGAUGAAGAUCAAAUAUGUAGUGUGGGAAUAGAUCAACAAAUCAUCAUUCACAGGUAUUCGUGUUUCAAUGGGAUUGUACAUGCAGAUAUUUUAACUCAAGUAUUUACUUCUGUCCCAGAUGUACAAGGUAUGGAGUUAUGGCGUUCUGAUAGGGAGAACGAUACUGUUUGUAUAUAUGGACGAGGCUUUGAAGUACUGUCCAUCUAAAAAUUUCAUAAUCCAUAUCAUUUAACUAACAAUAAAAAAGAUUUUCU